Molecule: messenger RNA, 809 nt
Organism: Gopherus evgoodei (Goodes thornscrub tortoise)
Lineage: Eukaryota; Metazoa; Chordata; Testudines; Testudinidae
Product: protein MTL1-like
Exons: 2
Coding region: 213-809 (198 amino acids)
Source: RefSeq, a predicted model, not a curated record
UCUCGUUUUCCUCUCUGCCAAGGUCCUCUUGCUCCUACUCCUCCAUGGCCAGGUCCAUCUCCUUCUCUUCUUCUUCCCCCUGCAUCAGCACAUCCUCCUCCUUCACCUCUCUGGCCAGGUCCUCUUCCUUCUGCUCCUUCUCUGUGGACAACUCCUAAUCCUCCUCCACUUCCUUUUCCUCCAGAGCCAGUACCUGCUCUUCCUUCUCCUGCAUGGCCACAUCCUCCUCCUCCUCCAUUGACAGGUCCUCUCCCUCUUCCUCCAUAGGCAGGUGCUCCUCUUCCUGCUCCAUGGCCAGGUCCUUCUCUUCUUCCUUUUGCUUCAUCAUCAGGUGUUCCUCUACCAGGGCCAUGUCCUUCCUUUACCACCUUCUUCCUCUUCCUUUACCUUCUUCUUCCUCCUCCUUUUCUGUGGUCAAGUCCUCUUCCUCUUCUAUGGAGAGGUACUCCUCCUCUUCUGCAGACAAGUUCUCCUCCUCCUCCUACUUUUCUGCAGACACGUUCUCGUUCUCCUCCUACUCUUCUGCAGACAGGUUCUCAUCCUCCUCCUUCUCCUCUUCUACGGAUAUGUCCUCCUCCUCUUUUAUGGUUAGGUCCUCCACCUCCUCCUCUUUUUCUGUGAUCAGGACUUGCUCUUCCUGCUUCUCCUCCUCCUCUGUCUCUAGCUCUUCCUCCCCUUCUGUGGCUGAGUCUUCAUCCUCCCCUGUCUUCUCCUCGGGAGCAAGGUCCUUCUCUGACUGGCCGGUGGGGUCUCUGCGUCAGAGCGUGACUCUUGCUGGGGAUGGGGGAAGAGGAAAGACAGGGGUGUGA